Molecule: messenger RNA, 3872 nt
Organism: Cynoglossus semilaevis (tongue sole)
Lineage: Eukaryota; Metazoa; Chordata; Actinopteri; Pleuronectiformes; Cynoglossidae
Gene: sack1gb
Product: family with sequence similarity 83 member Gb
Exons: 5
Coding region: 760-3279 (839 amino acids)
Biological process (GO): signal transduction
Molecular function (GO): protein kinase binding
Source: RefSeq, a predicted model, not a curated record
AACAUUUUUUCUGUGGAUUUCUUCCUGCGGGCAGUGGGCGGAGUUUAACUCCUCCCUUUCCCAUUCGGCUCCCGGACACUCCGUCUGUCUGGACCCGGUAACCGAGCUUCCGUUGCCGGAUUUCGGGGUCAGAGCCACACCGGCGGCUCCAGAUCCAGAGAAGUGAUUACAGGGGGAAACACUGGAGGACUAAAACCGCAGUGGACUCGGUGGAACCCGGGACUUGUUGUCGCCACGUUGUAGGAAGUUCUACAACUUUUUUUUUUUCUUCUUUCUUUCGGAGAAACGUUUGAGCAGCUGCUGUCAGUCUGACAAAGGAGGAGAAAGUGACUCGUCAGCGCCACACUUGGGCCGAGUCAGCACGUGUAAACAGGAGGAUUGUUAACUCAGUCCUUCAUCAACAGAACCGUUCCUGUUCGAACUGACUCACUCUCACCCACUCACCCGCUCACACACGGACAGCUGCCCCGGCCCCGCGGCUACAGCACCAGCAGUCGCCCCGGGCCCCGGCACCAUUGUCCCGGCCCCUGUCAGGUGAGAGGUGUGGCUCUGGGCGGUGGCAGCUUAGCUCUGACAACACCUGGAUUAGUGACUGUGAAGUGGAGAGCUGAGUGGGAGGAGGAUUAAGGACUGAACGGGAGAUUCUUUGUAAUAUUCGGUCCAUCAUCACGGGUCCAUGUGGCCCUGGUACACCACGGACCGUCAAUGAAUCUCUGUUUUAAAGCGGUUCUAUAAGUGGCUGACCAUUGACCGGAGGCCAUGGCGCUGUCCCAGAUCCAGUGUCUGGACGAUCACCACGUCAACUGGCGCGUGAGUGAAAGCAAACCGGAGUUUUUUUACAGCGAGGACCAGCGGUUGGCGCUGGAGGCGCUCAUCACCGAAGGUCCCGAGGCCUUCACGGAGUACAUUCGUGACCACAGUGUCCGGGACUUUCUCUCAGAGUCGGAGUUGGAGAAGAUCGCUGAAACGGCCGAGGAUUAUCGGCCCGGGUACGAGCACCACCAGAAACCUGACACGCCGGGGCCCGGCAACCUCACCCCGGGCUCGGGGCAGUGGGAGGAAGCCGGGGACGAGCAGGUGUCCCUGGAGUAUUGGCCCGACCGCUCCGAAGGCUCAGUGGCGGAGCUGGACCUGGGCUGGCCCGAGGCGAUCUCCUACCGUGGGGUGACCCGUGUGACGGUGUACACCCAACCUCCGACCGACGCACACACACACAUCAAGGAGGUGGUGCGGAAGAGCAUCGCCUCGGCCUCAAAGGUAAUAGCUGUGGUGAUGGACGUGUUCACAGACGUGGAUAUCUUUCGUGACCUGCUGGAUGCGGCGUACAAACGCAGGGUCCCGGUCUACAUCAUCAUCGACAUGGCCUCGGUCCCCUGCUUUCUUUCCAUGUGUGGCAGAGCUGAUAUGCACCGUGGACAUCUAAAGAAUCUGCGUGUGCGCUGCUGUGGAGGUGUGGAGUUUUUCACGCGGUCGGCUCAGAAGGUGCGCGGAGCCCUGAGUCAAAAGUUUGUCCUGAUCGACGGAGACAAAGCCAUCUCAGGUUCUUACAGCUUCACCUGGUCCUCCUCUCGUCUGGACCGUAACCUCAUCACUGUGAUCACAGGACAGGCCAUGGAGACGUUUGACCUGCAGUUCCGUGACCUGUACUUCAUGUCCAGAAGCGUGUCCCUCAGCAAGGUUCCCAUAGUGGAUGAACCCAUCCCUGACCCUGUCCCUCAGGCAGCUCCUGCUCCUGUCCCGGCUAGUGUCGCCAGAAAAUUUAUCAAUCCCAAAUAUGCUCUGGUCACCUCAGGAGCCCACAGUUUGGCCUCGUCAGACCAGAACUCCAGCAACAAGAACCAAAAUCCCACCGGGCUCAAAAUAAUUAAAGGACGCAUCAAGGAGAUUGUUGAGGAGUCGCCGCUACACCCUGGGUUAGCCCAUUUGGAGAAGGCUAACAUGAUCCCAUACCUGCCCACCUGGCCGGAGCCGGACCCACCCAGCGAUGUCAUUGGCUUUAUCAACAUCAGGGAUGACAAACGGGCCAAUCAGGUUCACCUUCAGAGGUCUGAGAGGUUUGAGUUCAGCCAGGCUAUACGCUUCAAGGCGCCGCUGACACUUCCCGCCCAAACAGAGGAUCUGACUUUGAAUCCAGCAAGAAAUGCCAGGAAACCCUCAGGGAACACCAGCCCAGGAAGCCCGCCUCCUGUGAGCCCGAUCAGCCAACAAACCCAAAAGGAAACAAGCCUAGUAAUUAAUGAAGACCAAACUGAUACGACAGACUCCAGCAGGGAAGCUCAGCCGCCUCGCACACAAGACACACGAUGCAAAACUGACGCCACUCCCAAAGACCCGUUGUCCAGUGUUAAAACUGAUUCACAUCCAACAACUAAAGAAGUCCCAGCGUCACAAAUCUCCGCUCCUCCUGUUCCCAAACGCCGUACACUGCAACUGGUCAUAGACUCCCCUCCUGAGGAGCAGCCUGGACAAACACAGGUGUCUCUGAUUAAAAUGUCAGACACGGACCUGCUGCAGAGUUCAGAUGGUUCCUCUGGUUUGAAGCAAAUGAGAGAGGAGUUGAAGCAGCGUCACCGUCGUCUAACGACGAAGGACGAGGACUCUGGCAGCAACGAGGGCAGCCAGGACAGCACCAAGGUCAACUGUGACCGAGGGGCCCACGACAACCCUUCCAGCGCCUCCACUGUGUCGGAGGAGGAGUUCUACGAACCCCAUCCGGAGUCCAACGACGUGCUGACAAACGGAGGGACGACAGGCUCGGGUCGUGGGCGUAGGCACGGGGACGGGGUCAACAUGAUGGCUCGUCUCUCUCAGAGUAUGCUGGACUUAAGGGAGCCCGUCCAAUCAGAAGACAGCGCAGAUCUCAUCCGCCAAUCACAGAAGCUCCGCAGAGAAACUCACCAGUCACCACAGAGGCACAUAGGCCAGUUGUUCCGGAACUCCAGAUCUCCCGAUCGUAAUGCCAGACUGCGGGGCUCCUCGCCGGUUGGUUUUCAGCGUCAGACACGAGCUGCCGCCGGCCCUGUGAUCGUAGGACACCGUUACUGGCAGGGUCAAACGAUGCAGACCGACUCAGCUCAGCUGCACGCGGAAAGACGGUCGGGCCGCUCCCCGCAACGCCACAGCCAGGAGAACAAGAUGGACCGCGGUUCCCCUCAGCCUCCGGCAAACCCGAGUGGGUUACUUGGUGUUUCUUUCUCAAAACUGAGUAAUUUCAGACAUCUGAGGGCAAGAGGCGGCGUGCCGCAGAAGAAGACGUCUCAAAAUAAGGCAGCUAGGUAAAGACUGAGGACUAGCACUGGGUACAAGGACUUUGUUUUGACUUCCUGUUGAGGAAAAGACUCAUCGACGUGGAAUCUUUCUCAGGCAUCCGUAUCACUUCCUUUUUUUUAAAACACCCCAGGCUCAACUCUGCGUCACUUUAUGUGAUGAGGACCGGAUCUGCUGCUGUGCUUUAGGGAAAAAAAAAAUCUAGUUAAAAACAAUCACCUCUUCUUCUUAGAGAAUCCUUGUUGUUAAAGGUCCGUGGCUGGAUAUAAAACCAUACAGUGAACUGAUCAUGUUAUGUAUUUUUAAUUUAGAGUUUUUACUCAGUUCUACUGACAUAAAGUGACUUAAAAUGAAUUUGAUGAGGCUAAAGUUAAUGUGAUCCUUCACUUUAAUUUAACUCAGAAUUGGACACUUUUUUUCCCACACAUUGAACGGUCUAUGACGCGGUCCGUGAUCAGCAGGCUCUGGUGUAGAUAUCACUGUGGUUACUGAUGGUGUGAGGGUGACGUUACCGUGAGGAUUUAUUACAUGCUGUAUGUGACACAUAUCUAUAUUUACCUGUGCAGAUGCUGAGAGCAGGUGACGGCAGUGCUUUGUACUGACAU